CGUUGUUUGGCAGCACGGGUUGCUGUCAAAGGGGGAAAAAGAACAAAAACAGUUGUCCACGCGUUUCCCCCCAGCUGGCUGGCUUCCCCUUUCCAGCGCACCGCUCUCAACACACUUGUUUGCACACUUUCCGUGGUCAGCUUGAGACGUCGCCGUCGUCGCGGACCUCCCCGUGCUCGCCGUGGCUACCCGUGCCGUGUUGUACCCGUGGCUCGAACUGACAAUUGGAGAACGAUAAACGCGUCGCGUAUCAGUUAUUUUUACCAUCGGGUCCGGGUGUAAGCGUACGUGCGUGGAUCGUGAAGGGGUCGAACGAAGAUUGGAAGCAAGAAAAAGGUGUCCUCUUUUGGGUUGCACUGUGUCGGACUCGCGUCAGUCUACGGCAAGAGCGAAUCGAAUCCACAUCAUCAUCCACCGACAUCGUCCACCGUGUCACGGAACUCGGAGUUUGUGUGUGUGUGCGUGCGUGAAAGAAAAGCUUUGUGUGAAAGUGUGUUGUCCAUUGUACGCAGUCUCGUCCACACGAGAGGAGGCCGCACGGAAUCAACAAUCUCCCCUUCCCCCUAUUACCCACACAGCAACGCACACAGCUUGCUUAGGUUGGUUGUGGGCAGGAAAUUGAUUUUCCCCAAUCCAUUACGUCCUCGCCUCGUAUUGAUUUAACUAGUAAAGUGUCAGCUAGAGCAAGCUCCGAGUGACGUAGUGUCCCCCGCGCCAGCCACCAAAAUGUCCGGAAAAAGUGUAAUGAACAAGUUCGUGCUGCGGAACAUCGCCCAGCGGCUGGUGCACUGCAUGUACGUGUGCGUCUUCUACCUGAUACUGGUGUGCAUGCUCGAUACAGCCGGCAUAGGGGCGGACAAGAUGCCGCAGGAGGACAUCUCCGUCGUGACUGAGGUGGAUGGGCUCUCCCCGGACGGCAGCAGCAGCGCGCCGACCGAGGGCAAGGGACUGCUCUCGUCCGAUAUCGGGUUCGUGCACGCGUUCGCCGCCUCCUUCAUGGUGAUUAUCGUGUCCGAGCUGGGCGACAAAACGUUCUUCAUUGCGGCGAUCAUGGCGAUGCGGCACCCGCGGCUGACCGUGUUCGCCGGCGCCAUUGCCGCGCUCGCCCUCAUGACCGUGCUGUCGGUGCUGUUCGGCAUCGCGGCCACGAUCAUACCGCGCGUCUACACGUUCUACAUCUCGACCGCGCUGUUCGCCCUGUUCGGGCUGAAGAUGCUGUACGACGGGUACCACAUGUCGGCGACCGGUGCGGCCGAGGAGCUGGAGGAGGUGCAGUCCGAUCUGCGAAAGCGCGAAGACGAGCUCGCCCGUUCCAUGAGCGGCAGCCGCAAGGAAACGGUCGAGCUCGUCCCGCUCAGCGACGGGGAGGAAGGGCAGCCGCGAUCGAAGGCGUCCGACAUCUUGCCCCGCCGGCAGCACGGCCCCAACAACCAUGGCUCCAUCCAUUCGCUGGUCGAACCGCAGGCGGGCGGCCACCACACGACCAUGUCUUCCGGCGGGACGCUGCGGCUGUCCGCGUCCGCCACCCAGCUGACCGGUGCCGUCGGGCCGGGCGCUGGCAGCAAACCGGGAAUCUCAACUGCCGACGGUGGCGCGAAGCUGCCGACCACCGAGAGUGACGGCGUUGCCCAACAGGGCGGCGAAGGAGAGGGCGCAGGCAAGACGGUGCUACUGCUGGACGGUGGCGGAGAGCGGGGCGAACAGAGGCAGCGGCUUCGGACGGUGGCGGAUUCGCAGGCGGGCAGCAGCUCCACUUCGCUGACAGUGGCUACUGCGACCGCCAACGGGUCCGCAGCGAAAAUGCUGGAACGGGAAGCGAACGCGGGCGGCAGUCUGAUGUCUCAGGAUGCGGAAUCGGGCGCCUCCACCAGCGGCCGGCGGGGGACGGGCCGGGGCCGCAACAGCAACAACAGUGCGCUGAAGCUGCUGCUGCGCAUCUUCAUGCAAGCGUUCACGAUGACGUUCGUCGCCGAGUGGGGCGACCGGUCCCAGCUGACCACCGUCAUACUGAGCGCGCGCGAAAACGUGUACGGUGUGAUCGCGGGCGGCAUCAUCGGACACUCGAUCUGCACCGGACUGGCUGUGAUUGGCGGGCGCAUGAUCGCCCAGCGUAUUUCCGUCCGUACUGUUACCCUCAUUGGUGGUGUUGUGUUCCUGCUGUUCGCUCUCAGUGCGCUCAUCUUCGGCCCGGGUGAGGAAGAACCCGUCAAGGUGCCUAUUACUUAAGGGGGCGCCCCCGGGUGUCAACUGAAGCUCGCUUGCGCAUCUCGUGUGUGUCGUCGUCGUCGUGUGCCUGUUCGUCGUUCCACUCUUGGUCUGGACUGGUGCCAUUGGCCGUGUUGUGGGACACCACCAGCCCCGCUUCUUCCUCUAUCUUCACACAACUCAACCCAUCAUCAUCAUCCUGCUCCUUCCUUGUUUGGUUCGCUUUUGUUAGCUGCCGCCACCGUACAAGGAAACGGAUAUAGACGGAGACAAACGAUACAAAAACGAAACUGAAAAUGUAUUUUUAAAAUGUACCUCUUCAAUCCUAGAACGUAUGAUGUGCGUGCGGAGAAGAAUUGAUAGAAUAGUAGGAAAAUAAUUGGUUUCUUUUCCCUCCACUUUUUCGAAACAUUUUCG
Messenger RNA from Anopheles arabiensis, 2622 nucleotides. RefSeq lists its product as uncharacterized. The record is from RefSeq and is a predicted model, not a curated record. The transcript is spliced from 5 exons. Lineage: Eukaryota; Metazoa; Arthropoda; Insecta; Diptera; Culicidae. Gene Ontology annotation, molecular function: manganese ion transmembrane transporter activity; calcium ion transmembrane transporter activity. Bases 727 to 2226 code for a protein of 499 amino acids. Gene Ontology annotation, cellular component: Golgi apparatus. Gene Ontology annotation, biological process: calcium ion transmembrane transport; Golgi calcium ion homeostasis; Golgi calcium ion transport.